GGUUAUCACACUGUUCGCAGGAAGACUUAUUUGAGAGAGUUUUACUUUUGGGGGACACAAAGAUUUGGAGAAAAAGUUUACUAAAAAAGAAUCUGGGGAAGUAAGUGAGAUGAAGGAAGAGGAGGAGAUCGGAAAACCAGCGAAACCAAAAGCCAAGAAAGAUGUUGCUCCUGGGAGGUUGAUUGAUACCUAUGCUGCACAGUGCGAUAACUGUCACAAGUGGAGGGUGAUUGAUAGCCAGGAGGAAUAUGAAGAUAUCAGAAGUAAAAUGCUCGAGGAUCCUUUUAACUGUCAGAAGAAACAGGGCAUGUCUUGUGAAGAGCCUGCUGAUAUUGACUACGAUUCUUCUCGGACUUGGGUCAUUGACAAGCCUGGUCUCCCCAAAACGCCUAAAGGUUUCAAGAGAAGCUUAGUUCUCAGAAAAGAUUACUCUAAGAUGGAUACCUACUACUUUACUCCUACCGGGAAGAAGCUCAGGAGUCGCAAUGAAAUCGCUGCCUUCGUUGAAGCCAAUCCGGAAUUCAGGAACGCACCACUUGGAGACUUCAAUUUCACUGUCCCCAAGGUCAUGGAAGAUACUGUUCCCCCUGAUCCGAAGCUUGGCUCUCCUUUUCCAAGCACUACUACCACUACUUCAGAGAAGAGCAGUGUCAAGCAGAGCCAUAACUAAUAUGUUCUCUUCUACCUUCUUUCUGCUCCCUAAAGCAAUGCGUUUUGAGUCUUUAUAGAUUUGAUGUUCUCUAAAACUGUUAUGAUAUUAACAUCUCUAAGCAAAAAAAUAUGAUCUUUUGUCUCUUCUUUAACCGGAACUCAAAUGUUAAAUAUUCUUUUAAUUUGGAUUCUUACACCAAAGAAACACACUUAUUCCUUA
This is a messenger RNA of Arabidopsis thaliana (thale cress), 871 nucleotides long. RefSeq names its product methyl-CPG-binding domain 4 (gene MBD4). Gene Ontology annotation, molecular function: DNA binding; zinc ion binding. The record is from RefSeq and is marked reviewed. The transcript has 2 exons. The coding region runs from base 110 to 670 and encodes 186 amino acids. Gene Ontology annotation, cellular component: histone deacetylase complex; nucleus. Lineage: Eukaryota; Viridiplantae; Streptophyta; Magnoliopsida; Brassicales; Brassicaceae.